This is a messenger RNA of Calidris pugnax (ruff), 5324 nucleotides long. It is a transcript of the gene ADAMTS2, whose product is annotated as ADAM metallopeptidase with thrombospondin type 1 motif 2. Lineage: Eukaryota; Metazoa; Chordata; Aves; Charadriiformes; Scolopacidae. Gene Ontology annotation, biological process: extracellular matrix organization; proteolysis. The transcript is spliced from 22 exons. Gene Ontology annotation, molecular function: zinc ion binding; metalloendopeptidase activity. Bases 103 to 3663 code for a protein of 1186 amino acids. The record is from RefSeq and is a predicted model, not a curated record.
CGGGGCUGCCGCUUGGCCCGCCCCGGCUGCGGGAGGCGCGGCGCUCGGUCGGCUGCGGGCAGCCCGGGCGCCGGCCCCCCGCGUCGGACCGGGACCGCCGCGAUGGACCCUCCCGCGGGCAUCGCCUGCCUCCUGCUCUGCUGCGCGCUCUCCCUGCCCGCCGGCGCCCUGCGGCGCCCCGGGGACACAGAUCCAAUUCUGAGGAAUAUAGAGGAGUACAGCCUUGUCAUCCCCACCAGCACCGAUUCAGAGGGCAGGUUCCUAUCCCACCUGGUGUCUGGACCGCCAAAAGCGCGCUUCAGGAGAGCUGCGGAGGGCUUGCAACACGAAGCAGCAAAUGAGCAAAUAUUUUACAAUGUCACCGUUUUCGGAAGAGAGUUUCACUUCAGGUUGCGGCCAAACUCCAGGCUGGUGGCCCCGGGAGCAACAGUUGAAUGGCAGGAGGACUCUGAGGAGACUCACAUUGAACCUCUCUAUGGGAAUUGCCUCUAUGUUGGGGAUAUCACUGAUUUGCCAAACGCUUCGGUCGCAAUCAGCAAUUGCGAUGGGCUGGCUGGCAUGAUUCGCACAGACAAGGACGAGUUCUUCAUUGAACCUCUGGAGAAAGGGGCCCAGGAGGAGGAGGAGGGAGGAGGCAGGACGCACGUGGUUUAUCGCAGGGCAGCUGCCAAGAAGCAGGUUCCUACUGAGAGCAUGGAUACCCUCUAUAAAGCCGCCAACCUCACGAACUUGGAUGGUCUCGACGGCGCCUUGAGCUUUAUCGAAGAGCGGGUGCACAGGUCGAGGCAGCGCUAUCGAAGGCACGCGACGGAUGAUGAUUACAACAUCGAAGUCCUUCUGGGGGUUGAUGACUCAGUUGUUCAAUUCCAUGGGAAAGAACACGUUCAGAAGUACCUGCUGACCCUGAUGAACAUUGUUAAUGAAAUUUAUCAUGAUGAGUCCCUGGGUGCUCACAUUAACGUUGUCUUGGUGAGGAUAAUCCUGCUGAGCUAUGGCAAGUCUAUGAGUCUGAUAGAGAUUGGGAACCCUUCGCAAAGCCUGGAAAAUGUGUGUCGCUGGGCUUACUUGCAGCAGAAACCUGACACGGGGCACGCAGAGUACCACGACCACGCCAUCUUCCUCACGAGGCAGGAUUUUGGUCCAUCUGGCAUGCAAGGCUACGCUCCGGUCACUGGAAUGUGUCAUCCUGUUCGAAGCUGCACUCUCAACCAUGAAGAUGGUUUUUCAUCUGCGUUUGUGGUGGCUCAUGAAACUGGACAUGUUUUAGGCAUGGAGCACGAUGGCCAAGGGAACAGAUGUGGGGACGAAGUUCGCCUGGGGAGCAUCAUGGCCCCCCUCGUGCAAGCCGCGUUUCAUCGCUUCCACUGGUCUCGUUGCAGCCAGCAAGAGCUGAAUCGAUAUCUCCAUUCCUAUGAUUGUCUGCGUGAUGAUCCCUUCGAACACGACUGGCCUUCCCUUCCCCAGCUGCCAGGAAUUCACUACUCCAUGAAUGAGCAGUGCCGUUUUGAUUUUGGUUUGGGCUACAUGAUGUGCACAGCUUUCCGUACCUUUGAUCCCUGCAAGCAGCUGUGGUGUAGCCACCCCGAGAACCCCUACUUCUGCAAAACAAAGAAAGGGCCUCCGCUGGACGGGACCAUGUGUGCACCAGGAAAGCACUGCUUUAAAGGUCACUGCAUCUGGCUAACACCGGACAUCCUGAAGCAGGAUGGGCACUGGGGGGCAUGGAGUAAGUUUGGCUCUUGCUCUCGUACCUGUGGCACCGGGGUGAAGUACAGGACGCGGCAGUGUGACAACCCGCAUCCUGCCAACGGAGGCCGCACAUGCGUGGGGCCAAGCUACGAGUUCCAGUUGUGCAACACUCAGGACUGUCCCAAGGACUUUGAAGAUUUCAGAGAGGAGCAGUGCCGGCAGUGGGACCCCUACUUUGAGUACCAGAACACAAAACACCACUGGCUCCCCUAUGAACACGUCGAUGCCAAGGAAAGGUGCCACCUGUAUUGCGAAUCAAAGGAGACAGGGGAUGUGGUGUACAUGAAAAGGAUGGUACACGAUGGGACCCGCUGCUCCUACAAAGAUGCUUACAGCAUCUGCGUGCGGGGAGACUGCUUGAAAGUCGGGUGUGACAGGGUCAUAGGUUCCACGAAGCAGGAAGACAAGUGUGGUGUUUGUGGAGGAGAUAAUUCCCACUGCAAAGUGGUGAAAGGAACAUUUUCAAGAGUACCAAAGAAACAAGGGCACAUUAAGAUGUUUGAAAUUCCUGUUGGUGCAAGACAUUUACUUAUACAGGAAACAGACGCCACCAGUCAUAAUCUUGCAAUUAAAAAUCGUGAAACGGGGAAAUACAUUCUAAGCGAAGACAACUAUGUGCCAGACUCUAAAGUAUUUAUUGACAUGGGUGUGGAGUGGGAGUAUCGGAAUGACGACGAUAGAGAAACCGUGCAGACCAUGGGGCCACUGCGUCAUGGAAUAGUUAUUCUGGUGAUUCCUCAUGGUGGUGCCAAGAUAUCUUUGACUUACAAGUACAUGAUCCAUGAAGAUUCCUUGAAUGUUGAUAACAAUAAUGUCUUGGAAGAGGACUCGGUGUCAUAUGAAUGGGCUUUGAAGAAAUGGUCCCAAUGUUCAAAACCUUGUGGAGGAGGCUACCAGUUCACGAAAUACGGCUGCCGGAGGAAGGCAGACCACAAGAUGGUUCAUCGGAGUUACUGCGAGUUGAUCCAAAAGCCAAAGCCCAUCCGCAGGGUGUGCAACCUCCAGGAGUGCUCCCAGCCCAUAUGGGUUACAGGAGAAUGGGAGCCUUGCAGCAAAAGCUGUGGGAAAACAGGAUAUCAAGUCCGAUCUGUCCGAUGCAUCCAACCCCUGCACGAUAACACAAAUCGGUCUGUUCAUACCAAGUACUGCAACAACGACCGUCCAGAGGGCAGGAGGCCUUGCAACCGGGAGCUUUGCCCAGCGCAGUGGAGAAUAGGACCCUGGUCACAGUGCUCUGUCAGCUGUGGCAAUGGGACGCAGGAUCGCCCAGUCCUGUGCCGGACCAGGGACAAUGCUAUUGGCCUUUGUAAGGACAAUAAACCAGAGACUGUUAGGAUUUGCAGACUACCUCCAUGUCCAAGAAAUGUUUCUGACCCUUCGAAGAAAACCUACAUGAUACAAUGGCUGUCAAGACCUGAUCCAGACUACCCCAUCCAGAAAAUAUCUUCAAAAGAUCAUUGUCAAGGAGACAAGUCAAUGUUUUGUCGCAUGGAGGUUCUCUCCCGUUACUGCUCCAUUCCUGGUUACAAUAAGCUGUGUUGCAAGUCCUGUAAUAUGUACAGCAACAUAACAGAGGAUGGCAAUGUAACUGAUUCUAACGUAAAUAAGAAUAAUGUCAUUGAGGAGGAGCUCCUGACAACCCUCAGCCCUCCCACGGGAGUGUCCACCACACAGUCUGCCACCAGCCCUCCUCCCGUUUCCAAAACACGUGCACCUCCUUCCAACGCAACCGAGGAGCACCCAGAAAUCAAUGCGGUGGAUGUUCCCUAUAAAAUCGAUGGGCUGGAUAACGAAGUGUCACAGCACAACAUCAUUACACGGAGGAGGAUACCUUAUGAAAGGACAAGGAAUCAAAGAAUUCAGGAGCUGAUUGCUGAGAAAAGGAAAAAAGAGACUCUUAGGAAAAUAAACUAAAAUGGAAAUAUGGCACAAGCAACAUUUUUCUCUUAUAGAGAUGUUACCAACAUCAUAAUAUUGCCCAUGUCGUAGAGACUAAAAAUGGGGAAAAAUCAAAGUGGUGCUAUGGCAGAGAUGCCAAAUUCUAAAGCCUACUAUAAAUGGAAAUGACAGAUUGUUUCAUAAGUGCUAAUCUGAAGACUUUAAUGGCUAGGUUUACAGGGUACGGUAGAGUAUUAGUGCAAUAUCAUUACAGCCUUUCACUGAAUCCAAACAAGCCGUAAUACCUAGGCCAGGUUAGCAGGUUUCUUGUUUAUGGGCUCUUUAAAGUCUUCUGUGCUUGGGAAUAGUAAUGGGAGUUACACUUAGGAUGGAGGAAAACAGUCCCAAGACAUAAUAAAUCCCUCUGACACCGACAAGCAGGCGGUCACAGAUGCUGUGAUGUUUCUGUGCGUUGCAUAAACCCGGGCACUAACUCAGCCCCCGGUUCAGGAAGGUACUUAAGGACGUGCCAGGCUGAGUCUCGCUGACUUUAGCAGAGCUGCUCCUGUGCUCACAGCCAGGCAUGUGCUUUCAGAGCUUUCUUAACCGGGACUGCAUAAGAAAAAUAUACAGAAAAUUCUGUAGCCAUGUAUUUAUGUGUAAAUUAAAAAAAACAACAACUGGCAAACAGUAGUUUACAUAUUUCCAUAAACAGUUUCAAAGGAUUCUCCAAAACUUUGGAAUAAUUGCAAGACUUUUAGUAGGGUAGAUCCAGCCAACUUGGACUUGACAACAUCCUAGUCUUUCUGUUUACAAUUAUCCAUAUUUUUGAUAGUCAUUAAGUUCCUGCAAUGCAACAGCCUCAGUGAUCUUUGUUGGUUGGUGCUUUUUUUUGUUGGUCUGGUUUUUUUUUCUACCCACAUACUGUUUAAGUUAAAGAUGACUGGAUUCUUGUUGUCUUUUCUUUGGUGCUUUGUCAAGAAAACUUUUUUUUUUCUUUUCCUCCCAUAGGAUGAGGUUAUUUCAGAGGAAAUAAUUUUGUAUUAUUUUCCUUUCCUUAGGACAGCUUUAUUGGUGCAGAAGUGAACAAUUGCCCUUAUAUAGACACGUACAUCCACACACAUACACGUGUACGCACAGUACCAGGUCUGCUAGAAACCUUAGGAGGUGUCACCUGACAACCCUUUGAGUACUUCCUUUCCCCUCAGGGUCAUCGUGGUUUUCAUAGCUCAUUUUGAGUUCCUGGUUGGCGAUCAGAAGAUGAGUUCAGCUUGGCCCUAACACCACAGAUUGGCCCGCACUGGUUCCUGCUGCGGGUGGCAUCUGAGCAGUUUUCCUUCUGUCUCCCAGCUUGGACUCUUCCAUUUGUUUCCUCUUUGCUGGUAAACCUCCUGCAGAGAGCAGGGCUUCCCUGAACUCCUCCUUUUACCAGUAGGUAGGUCUGAUGGCUCCUAAUUCAGAUUUUCCAGUCUGAGAAUAAGAUCUCAUUCUCCAGCCUGAGCUGGUCUUCGUUUGAAGCGGCGCCAGUCGUUAAUCCUGUGUGUACAGUCACCUAAUGGUGGGAAAUGUGCUGAGUUUCCAGCAAUGUGUAACCUCUUCUGUGGCCUGGCUGCUGGCGAAGAGCUUCAGAAGUGUCGCAAGGUGAACCACGUGUGGCUUCCUGCAACCCUGCCUUCUGCCUUCCACCACCACGGUGG